AUGGUGGAAAAUUCAGCUUCUUCCUUUUUUCAACACUCUGUUGAGCCCCCCUCCUUAAUGAAUGGGGGGAGAGACGGAUUAGUGGAUCUGACACGGGUUCUCAUACAGGAUCAGAAGGGACUGAAGAGCUUUCACCUCCAGAGGAUCAAGAAGCUGCAGGCCCUGCGGAGCCGUCUGAAGAGCCUUCACCUCCAGAGGAUCAAGGAGCUGCAGCCCCUGCGGAGCCGUCUGAAGAGCCUUCACCUCCAGAGGAUCAAGGAGCUGCAGGCCCUGCGGGGCCGUAUACUCCACCUUCGACAUCACCUAGGUUGCCAUAUGAUUUCCCUCGCAUUUCGGCUAUGGACGAAGCUCCAGGUGAAUUUUGGCUGCCCGUUCUUGCCACUGUCCUAUUUCGAUGCAGGGGCAGCAGCGGCCAUCUUCAACGCCCCAUUUCCAGCCAGUUCUGUAAAGGUAUUCCUCGAGGCGUCGGGAGGUCCUAGAGGAUGGCCGACUGCACAGUCUCGUUGGGAAUUGGGACAAAGGCUAGAAGACACUGUGCUCGCCGUGGUUGAAGGUCUGCAAGGACCUUCUUCCCCAUCCCAUGCAGCGAACGUGGUCACCGUCAAGGCGAGAUUCCCAGAUGAUUCCGCAGCGUCAAUCAUCCUCACUGUGGUUGGGGAGAAGACUGGAGAGGGGGACGAAGAAGUUGAGCACUUUGUUUGA
Molecule: messenger RNA, 702 nt
Organism: Eimeria acervulina
Lineage: Eukaryota; Apicomplexa; Conoidasida; Eucoccidiorida; Eimeriidae
Exons: 7
Coding region: 1-702 (233 amino acids)
Source: RefSeq, a predicted model, not a curated record